AGUUCGACGCAAUCCGAGGAGAGACCGGAGACUCCGAGCCAAGACCGAGUAGGAAGCCACCGACGCCCCGAGGAGCGACGCGAUCAUGGGCACCGCUUCGUCGUCCUACCGGGUCAUCUACCUGGACGUGGACGGAAGGAUCCAGAAGGUGGUAUUCAGUAGAUUCUGCAGCCCAUGUGACAUCAAGGACUUGUUUUGUACAGCCCUGGGUGUACCGAGGAACACAAACCUGUCUCUGCUGGAUUCUACUGGAGCUAUGGUGUCUAUUGAUCCGACCAUGCCAUACAACUCAGAAAGGUCACCAUACCGAGUAGUGCCUAUGACAGGAGGACAGCUUGCUGAUAAAGAAGAACUGUUCCAGAAUGUACUCACGCAAGUUGCUGAGCAAUUUUCCCGAGCUUUCAAGAUCAACGAGCUGAAGACCGAAGUCACGAACAGGCUUGCAAUGCUAGAGAAAAGAGUAGAGUUGGAAGGAAUGAAGGUGGUGGAGAUAGAGAAAUGCCGUAGUGACAUCAAGAAGCUCCGUGAGGAGAUGGCAUCCAGAACCAACAGUAACUUCUUCGAAGACAUAAAGAAGCUAACUCCUCGCAGGGAUGUACCCUCCUAUCCCAAGUAUCAUUUGUCUAAGGAGACAGUAGAAGCUCUUAGAUUGCCUACAUUCGAUGCUUGGCAGUGGGAGCCUAAUGAGAUGUUGAGCUGUCUGGAACAUAUGUACCAUGAUCUGGGUUUGGUCAAAGACUUCAACAUAAACCCUAUUACACUGAAGAGAUGGCUGCUUUGUAUUCACGACAACUACAGGAAUAACCCCUUCCACAACUUCCGCCAUUGCUUCUGCGUCACCCAGAUGAUGUACAGUAUGAUCUGCCUCUGCAGCCUACAGGAGAAAUUCACUCAGGUGGACGUUUUGAUCCUCAUGACUGCUGCUGUGUGUCAUGACCUCGACCACCCUGGAUACAACAACACGUACCAAAUCAAUGCCAGAACAGAGUUAGCAGUUCGCUACAACGACAUCUCCCCUCUGGAGAAUCACCACUGUGCUGUGGCUUUCCAGAUCUUCUCUCAACCUGACAGCAACAUUUUCUCCAACUUUGACCCGGAAGCCUUCAAGCAGAUUCGACAGGGGACUAUUACAUUGAUCCUGGCCACAGAUAUGGCACGGCACGGUGAGAUUCUGGAGUCUUUCAAGCAAAAAGUGGACAAUUUUGACUACGCCGACGAGGAGCAUGUCACCUGUCUGAAGAUGGUGUUAAUAAAGUGCUGUGACAUUUCCAAUGAAGUGCGGCCCAUGGAGGUGGCUGAGCCCUGGGUUGACUGUUUGCUAGAGGAGUACUUCAUGCAGAGCGACAGGGAGAAGACGGAAGGACUUCCUGUGGCUCCAUUCAUGGACAGAGAAAAGGUUACCAAACCCACAGCCCAGAUUGGUUUUAUCAAGUUUGUCCUCAUUCCCAUGUUUGAGACCGUGAUGAAGCUGUUCCCUCAGAUCGAAGAGGCGAUGGUGCAGCCUCUCAGGGAGUCCAGAGAUCGAUACGAAGAGCUGAAGCAGAUUGACGAUGCCAUGAAUGAGGUGCAGAACAAGAAAAAUGAAAAUCUGACUAUCGGAGGAAAGAAGAAAUAAAAGUGGUGUUUACGAUAGAGGCCUUCCAUCUGCUUCUUCUGCCCAUGAGUGAGAAAGAAGCAGCGAUAUUUCACGUCUUGGACGAUCAUCUAAGGCUAAUAUUUACAACUAAUAUUUAGUCUUGAGUGAUGACAAAAUGACACGUUACCAAUUAUGAAGUCAGCUUUCUUUUUCAGGGAAAUUUUUGUUCUCACUUGUACAGUUCUUACUUAGUGAGGUGAGCAAGCUUUAGGUACAUAUCUUGCAUAGUUUUGUUUUUUAUAUCUGAAGUGUUUUUUACAGAUUGUACAGAGUUUUAGUGAACUUUGUUCUUUACUACAAAAAUGAAUACAAUUAUUAA
Messenger RNA from Nerophis lumbriciformis (worm pipefish), 1955 nucleotides. RefSeq names its product phosphodiesterase 9aa (gene pde9aa). Gene Ontology annotation, molecular function: 3',5'-cyclic-nucleotide phosphodiesterase activity. The record is from RefSeq and is a predicted model, not a curated record. NCBI's taxonomy places the organism in Eukaryota, Metazoa, Chordata, Actinopteri, Syngnathiformes, Syngnathidae. Gene Ontology annotation, biological process: signal transduction.